This is a messenger RNA of Ichthyophthirius multifiliis, 1243 nucleotides long. RefSeq lists its product as hypothetical. The record is from RefSeq and is a predicted model, not a curated record. Lineage: Eukaryota; Ciliophora; Oligohymenophorea; Hymenostomatida. The transcript is spliced from 4 exons.
AUGUCAAGUGACGGAAUAAUGCCAUCUCACCUUGAAGAUGGUUAAGAAUUGACAGAAAGUUAAAUGCGUUAAUUAAUUGAAAUGCACGAAUAAGGUUUAAUUCCCGAUUCUUAAAUGGAUUCUAAUUAAUACGAGGGUUCUUAAGAAAAUAGUGGCAUGGAUUAAAAUUACAAUCACGAAGGUCAAGACUAAUAUGAAGAUUAGUACGGUGAAGGGUAUGAUUAUGAUGAAUACGAAUAAUAAUAAAUGCAAAAUUAAUCUGGUUAAGGAUAUGAUGAUAGUUAAUAUUAAUAAAGUUAUUAAUAAUAAUAAAAUUAAAUGCAUAUUCAUUAAAAUACUGAAAGUGAAGGAUAUGAAGUUGAUGAUGAUUUUUUAAGAAAAGUCAAAAGAGAAUUAUUAUAGCAUUUAAAUUAAGAAAGAAAAGUUAAAACAUUAAACUAAUUAUAUAUAGAUUUAACAACAAAUAUAAUAGCACAUGACUAUUCUUAAUUUUUAUUAAAUAAUGAUCAUUCAAAUGAUUUUUUUGAAUCAUUAAAAGAAAGAAAUUUAAAUGAUGGUUAAACGGAAUUAUGUUUCAUAGCUGCAAGAUAUGAGGAAGAUGUAGAUAUAACUUAAUAAUAUAUAUAUGAUUAUUUUAUGGAAAUUGGUUAUUUAUUUUUCGAAUGUGAAGUAGAAAAAAAAAUAUUAAUGAAUCCUUAAAAUAACCAUAUAGGUAUAGGAGUAGCUACAGAUGAAAUAUAAAUAGUAAUAGUAUUAAUAAUAACCGAAAAAGCUUUAUGUAUAUAAAAAAUACAUGAACCUGAGCCAAAUAAACUAGAAAUUUACGGAAAAAUGCUACAAGAAGACUUAGGUAUAUACGCGAUCCGUGUUAUAAAUAAAGACGAUUAAAAAAAGACGUAAAAGGUGUUGGUCCUGAAUUUAUAGAAUAUAACCGUUUAACUAAAGAAUGGAUAGCUAUAUUUGAAAUAGAAAAUAAUAAUAUUGAAGAUUCUCGAAAAGCGCUAGAAUUUUAUACUAGAAUAACCCCAGAUUCAAUUCCAUAUAAGAAAAAAUAAACUAAAAACGAAAAAUUAUCAUAUAAACAUCUCCAAAUUAAACUCAGGACACCCUAUAUGAUAUACCCUGACCCUAAAUAUGCAGCUGAAGAAGAAUAAGAAAGAAUCCGAAGAGAAUAAGAAUAAUAAAUUCUAGAAGAAUAAAAAAAUAAUGUACCAGAUAUUAUCCCAAUUAGAGCAGAAGAUGA